ACGCAGACAAACGAUCGUUGGACACAAUAGACAAUACAUUUAGUCGUCUCAUUAUGAAAGAGUCCAUAUCUGAGAGCGACGAACAGAUAUACGACAAAAUGAUGGCUAAAUUCCUAGGCAUAGGAAACGGGAGUCCAUUUCCUACUGCCGAUGAGUCGGCCAAAGCCCUAUGUAAUAGUCCGGAGAGUACUUUAUCACCACAAGAAUUGAGUUCUGCGGUUAGAUUUUACGCCACAUUUGGCGCGAAAAUGCAACCAUUCUUUGGUGAUAUGAAUGCAAGCGAUAGUUACAAUAUAUUUAGAUGGUUUUGCAACUCGGCUGACCAGGGUCAAUUGGGUCAAGCAUUGAAUGCUAAAUUGAUUGAAUCCAAAAAGUUGCGAGAUACCGCUAUUACCAGUUUGGAGAGUUUGGACACUAACCGUUUAUACACCAAUAAAUUUGAGGCCAUGUUUGAGGACAAGUUGGCGCGCGAUAGUGUCCGCAAUGUCGGUGUUUUCUAUCGUGAAACUGUAGAUUUUGGCAAAAGUUUGAGCGUGGUAAAUGGCAGAGCAAACUGCACACUCAUCGACACGCCCGCACCCAAUAUUACGUACCGCACAUUUUUAUUGCCGUUGAUUAAAACAAUCGAUAGGUUACUCAAAAAUGAACCGGUGGCUGAAAGUGCGGAUGUGGUGACCGACAGAUUAUUAGGUCCGGCGCUCGGUAUUGGAAACGGCCGACCGUUUCCCGACACCGAAGCGGGUGCUAAGAGUUUUUGUUCGGGUGUAUUUCGAUUGACCGAACAAAACGUGUCGAUUCCUCAAAACUAUUACAAUACGUUAGGAGAGAAAACGUUGAAAGCGGUUACUGUUAUCGCCCGACCCGACGGUUACGAAACACUGCGGGGCUUUUGCGGGUUCGCAGACCCCGUCAAACUGGGCCGUGGAUUAAACAUCAAUCUCAAAGAGGCCAUUACUUUGCGCGAUAACGUGGUCAAUUAUUUGGAUAAUGCUAAUAUUGCAAACACCACUCUGGCUGAUGUGAUUUGCGUAAUUAGAUUGCACUUUUUAGCCAAAGCCCCUAAAAUAUUUGCGGAUCAAUUUGCGCAGAUUUAUAUUCAACGAAUCAUGAAUUUAUACGCGGAAAUAGUGGAUGCGGCCGAACGAAUCGCCAUGGUCAAACCGAUUAAUACUUGUACUUUUCCAAUUGGCAAUUAUCCUGGUCAAAACAAAUAUUUAACUUUCUAUGUGCCAAUGCUUAAUACAAUCAGUAGAUUUAUGAAAGGUAUUCAUGUAUAAUAUUUAUUGAACAA
Messenger RNA from Medioppia subpectinata, 1291 nucleotides. The record is from the annotation of a GenBank genome assembly. NCBI's taxonomy places the organism in Eukaryota, Metazoa, Arthropoda, Arachnida, Sarcoptiformes, Oppiidae.